Messenger RNA from Anguilla rostrata (American eel), 3425 nucleotides. RefSeq names its product dysbindin-A-like. Gene Ontology annotation, cellular component: neuron projection; BLOC-1 complex; synaptic vesicle membrane. Gene Ontology annotation, biological process: platelet dense granule organization; regulation of synaptic vesicle exocytosis; neuron projection development. The coding region runs from base 182 to 1222 and encodes 346 amino acids. The transcript has 10 exons. NCBI's taxonomy places the organism in Eukaryota, Metazoa, Chordata, Actinopteri, Anguilliformes, Anguillidae. The record is from RefSeq and is a predicted model, not a curated record.
CACUGAGCGCGGAAUUGAGCUCGGCUUGAAAGGGCUGAACACUUACAGCAAGGCACAGCGUCCACCAGAGAGUAUUGAAAAGGAGCUGCCUGGGGACUGGUCGCCAAAGACGGAAUAAAUCAGUAUAGAAUAACUGUUUCAUAUAUACUAUAUACGUGACACGAAUAAAUAAAAUACGGAAAUGUUUGAGAAUUUCAGAGAAAGAUUGCAUACGGUGCAGCAAGACUUUUCAACUGGGAUGAAAACUCUGAGCAACAAAUCAAAGAGGAGAGAUGGCACUCUCCCAGAGUUCUCUGCAGGUGGGGAGAUUCUCAACCGGUAUGAAGACAUGUGGGUGGCCCUGCACGAAGGAGGGAGUGAGUGCGCUAGAGGCGCAGAGGUGUUGGAUGGAGAUGUGGCGGUGCUCUUGGCGCACUGGGAGAAGAGGAGGGCGGUGCUGAUAGAGCUCCAGGAACAGCUCAGAGAGGUCCCCAACUUUCUCAGCGACCUGGCAUCCAUCACCUCCCACAUUGCGCACAUGGAGGCCGACUUCGAGGAGAUGGAGAGUCUCCUGAUGCAUCUGGAGAACCUGUGCGGUCAGUGUGAGCUGCAGCGUGCCAAGCACCACCAGGACGCGCAGCUGGAAGGCUACAAGAAGAAGAAGAGGAAAGAUCUGGAACACCUCAAAGCGGAGCUGGAUUCUGAGCAUGCUCAGAAGGUUGUGGAGACGGAGCACGCUCAGCAGGUGAAGCUGAAGGAGAGGCAGAAGUUUUUUGAGGAGGCUUUCCAGCAGGACAUGGAGCAGUACCUGUCCACGGGGUACCUGCAGAUCGCCGAAAGGAGAGAGCCAAUAGGAAGCAUGUCUUCGAUGGAGGUGAACGUGGACAUGUUGGAGCAGAUGGACCUCAUGGACAUGUCGGACCACGAGGCCCUGGACGUCUUCCUCAACUCCGGGGGAGACGAUAACAGCGUAGCCUCACCAAUGCUGGGCCCGGAUUCGGAGCCCUUCCCCGCGGAGAUCACGCUGAGGGUGCCCACGCAGGCGGAGCUGAGGCAGAAGCUCUCCUCCCUCUCCUCCACCUGCACCGACUCCGCCAGCCCGGAGACGGAGGGGGGCGAGGAGGCCGAGCCCCCGCUCGUCCAGCCGGACGAGGAGGAGGUCCAGGCCGACGCGGCGCUGGCGGCGCUGCCCGAAGGCCGGCCGCCCAAGGACUCGGACGACAGCGACUCGCCGGCCACAUAGAGCCUGGGCAAAGGACCGGACCGCCAUUUAAAAAAAAAAAAAAACUACAACGUGCGCUCGCCACGCAAGGAGUCUUCAAUCAUCUGUGUUCUCUGCUUAUUAUUUUUGUAAAGAAACUCUGUCUGGUAAUGCCCAACAGUACUGUGUGGUAAUGCGAUCUCCCCCUCUCUUCCCCUCACAAAAUAUGAACCUUCUCUGUCCCCCUGAACACUAGCCCAGUAUCAAUUAAUUUAAUGAGCUAAGCAAACAUCACUUACAUGGUCUUCAAUGAAAGCUAAAAAAUGCUUAAAUGGUCUUCAGUGGCCACAUUUUUUCACUACAUAAGACAGCAAUUUAAAAGUUGAAAGCUACUUUUGGGUUUCUGGGUUAUAUUACUUGUUAAAACUGUGCAUAAAUUGUGUUGUUCAUUUUUGAUGCCCUUCAAUAAUAUAUUAUUUUCUACGGACAGUAGAAAGACCAAAAACUCUGGUUUACUCUUGACUGAGCAUCCAUAGCCUACUGCCGAGUUGCUUUUAAGAUGUGAUGGUCAUUAAAACAGUUGUGCCGUUCCUUACAAUUGACACAAAGAAACUGAGGCCUCGUGUACUACAAACGCGUCAAGCUACAAACUUGUGACUCUUUCAUUUGAACCAAUCGGCCAUGUCUUGACAAGAAGAGCAGCUUUUAUUGGUUAAUAAACCCUAGCAACUUACAGCACAUAACUCCACCCAUUAACGGGUUUGUGUAGCUUUGAUAACUAUAUAAGAUACCUGACCUACAAGAGACCGUAAAAACUGUAGCAGUUUGGAAAUACAGGUUCUCCGGCAGAUGUCUAAUGCAUUGUUGAAUUAUGCAAAUCCUAUGCAGAAAAAUAUAAAUUUAAUGCUUAUGUUUUGUGAAUAUGUUGUUGGUGAGACUACUGUAUGGGUCCCAAGAGCCUCAGCCAAUACAGGUGCUUGCCGGGAGUUCAGGGCGGGGGCUCCGUCGAAAAGGUUGAACGGUUUGCCGACUUACCAGGAGACUGCAGCGAUGGGGCUCCACCCAGGGUUCCUUGGCUUUCUGCUGCAGUAGUUCCUCCAAAUGGUACAGCAUACACCCACAGGCUACCAGCUGUCUGCUAUAGCAGUGUGCAUUUCCUCCUCUCAGGACUGGCCUCUUUGGAAUGCUUGUGGUCUGUGUAAAACAGUGUUACCCACACUUUUGUCUACUUAAGUGCGUGUUCAUGCAGCGUGAGUAAGUGUGCAAGACUGUCCCAUGUCUAAAAAACGACAACACGCAGUACACUCAGCCCACACUUAAUGCACCCUUACCCUAAUGUUGCUUGGGACUGGUAUUUGGAGCCAGGUGUAUCUCACAAUUCACCAAGUUCAAAGAGUCUUCCCAAAUGGAGGUGUCCCCAAGAUGACAGGGAAGAAAAUAUUCCUAUUUAAGUUUCCACUGUAGCACAUAUUAUUGGUCCAUAUAUACAGUAUGUCCACAUGUCUAGUAUAAAUUAGAAUGAAUUUCAAUUUAUCUUUACAGAGGUUAGCCUCCUGUUGCUAUAACAGCAUCCAGCACAAUUUCAUGCUGUAGUAAAUUACCCCACAUUUUUUGCAUGUGCAGUGACCAUCCUCCGCACAGGUAACCAAGUAGCCCCCUGACUGAGUGCAAAGCCUACAAGUGUGAGGGAUGGGACAGGGCCAGUAACCGGCUUGGAGGAAAGCACACUAACAAUGCCCGACAUCCAGGCAUAACUGGGUUAAGGACUGGGCACAACUCACGUUUCUAAAUAAGGGGGAGAAAUUGGGGAUUUUUUCCCUUCCAACAAAAUGACAGCAAUGCAGCACAAGUUUGAGAAUUCUUGAAAAAACAAGCCGUUGUAACUGAUUUUGUAAAUAUCUGAUAUUGGCAAAAAUAUUUGGAUCCCCCAUUUCUUAAAUUCCCCUAAUGAUCUCUAAUUUGGAACUGACAGUUGGCUCUUGAUAAAACAAAUUGUUCAGAUUAAGCUAAACAGAGCAAACUGUAAUGGCCAUUAAAUUAAUUUCAGCGAAAGAAAGCAGUGUUUGUAGAGAGCAAAGAAUAAAAACUACAACAGUGACAGCCACACAGACACUGGAGGCACAAACCUGCUCCAAGAAAGAAGAAAGAACACAGAGAAAUGUCUGUAAGUUUUUAUUAAACCUUAAAAGUACAAACUCGAAAAGUAAAAAAACAAAAAAAAAAACAAAAACAAAAAAAAAUAAAA